This is a messenger RNA of Lodderomyces theae, 3132 nucleotides long. RefSeq names its product Sla2p (gene SLA2). NCBI's taxonomy places the organism in Eukaryota, Fungi, Ascomycota, Pichiomycetes, Serinales, Debaryomycetaceae. Gene Ontology annotation, biological process: endocytosis; clathrin coat assembly; actin filament organization. The transcript has a single exon. Gene Ontology annotation, cellular component: actin cortical patch; clathrin-coated vesicle. The record is from RefSeq and is a predicted model, not a curated record. Bases 1 to 3132 code for a protein of 1043 amino acids. Gene Ontology annotation, molecular function: clathrin-cargo adaptor activity; clathrin light chain binding; actin filament binding.
AUGAGUCGUGCAGAGGUGGAUUUGCAGACUAGUGUCAAGAAAGCAUGCAAUACUGACGAAGUCCCACCAAAAAGAAAACAUGUCAGGGCAUGCAUUGUUUACACCUGGGAUCAUAAAAACUCAAGAGCUUUUUGGAACGCAGUCAAGAUUCAGCCCUUGCAGAGUAACGAGGUUCUGUUGUUCAAGGCAUUAAUCAUGAUUCACAAGGUUUUACAAGAGGGGCAUCCAAACACCUUGAAAGACGGGUACCGGAACCGGGAUUUUGUUGCCUCAUUGGCAUCGGUGUUCCCCAGUCAUGGACUGGCUUACGGUAGAUUGAUCAAUCAGUAUGACCGGUACAUUUUGCAAAAAUUGGAUUUUCAUCGUAACAAUCCUGGUUUCAACGGAACUUUCGAAUAUGAGGAGUACCUUUCAUUGCGAGCAGUCAGUGACCCCAAUGAAGGAUAUGAGUCUAUCUUGCAAUUGAUGGAUCUCCAGGAUCUGAUCAACGACUUGCAAAAGCUUCUUUUUGCUACUAUACAUCGCUCACAUGGAAACUUGUGCAAAGUCAGUGCGCUAGUCCCUUUGAUCACCGAGUCCUAUGGAAUUUAUAAAUUUUGUCUUUCAAUGCUUAGAGCAUUGUAUCAACAAUUAGGUGAAGACGAGGCUUUGACAGUAUUGUUUGACCGGUUUGAGUCACAACACUUUAUGUUGCGGGAUUUUUACACAGAUUGCCACUCAAUCAAGUUUUUAACCAGCUUGAUUACCAUUCCUCGUCUCCCAAAUAGCUCACCAGAUUUGAAAGUAGACGAAGAAGGUAGAGCAAUAGCUGGGGGAACCUCCAACGGGCAUGAGGUAGAGAGCAUUCCGAGAGAAAGAUCGGUCAGCAUAGAACCACCUAGCAUUCCUCCUUCGAUCUCUUCUGAACAGAUUCCUUCUCAACAAACGGGUAUCCUUUUCCAACAACAACAAGAGCAAGAGAACAUUCAAAGACAACUUGAGUUACAGCGUCAACAGCAACUCCAAGAACAACAAGAGCAACAACGCUUGUUUGAGCAGCAACAAAGAGAGCAAGAAAGACGCUUUUUGGAAGAGCAACAAGCUUUACAAAUGCAACAAACACAACAGCAGCAAGGACGUGUAGCUGAGUUGGAACACGACUUACUUAUGUUCAAGAACCAAUACGACAAUGAUCAGCAAUUGUUGCAGCAAUAUGACACAAGAGUCAAGACGUUGGAAAAUGAGAUGGCAGCUUUCAACAAUACUGCCACCCAGCAGGUCACGUCCAAGAAUGAACAAAUUCAAAAUUUAGAAGAACAAAUCGCAAAUUGGACGAAAAAGUAUGAGUCACUUGCUAAGCUUUACUCUCAGUUGCGUCAGGAACAUUUGAAUUUGUUGGCAAAGUUUAAGAAGAUUCAACAAAAGAUAAGCAGUGCUCAGGAGUCCAUUGCCAAGAAGGAAAAACUUGAAAAAGACUUGAAGGCCAAGAAUGUCGAAUUGGCCGAUUUAAUUAGAGAGCGCGAUCGGGCUAGACUUGAAUUGGAUAGAGUUAAGGCUUCGAAAGAUCUGGAAAUUGAAAAGUUAGAAACCGAAAUAAGAGACCUCAAUGUCUCGACUAAGGAAUCAAGUAAAUUGCAAAACAUGAACCUCACUACCAUCAUGUCAAAACACGAAGCAGAGUUGAACGAUUUGAAGGCUCAAUUGGAGCGGUAUUCUAAAAAUGGUGAGCCUGGAACAAUGGAAAGCUUACAAGAGCAAUUGAAGGACAGGGAGACCGAAUUGGAAAUAGCAAACCAAUCGCUUGAGGAAGCGUAUAAGGAGAUUGGACGUAUCAAGGGUGAUCAAGAUGAUAUUUUGAAUGCAGAGAUUGACCACAUUAUCAUGACGCAUAUUUCCAAGUUUAAGAGUUUGAUUGAUGUGUUUUUGGACAAUAGCAUUAGACGCAUUUUGGACAUCAAACAUGAGUUGACAUUGAACACGUUGGUGGGGACAAAUAACAACCUGUCUCCUGAAUACUUGUUGUCUGUGGUUGAACUUUGUUCCGAUACAGCUACCGACUUUACUUCAGCGUUCAAUGGCUACAUAGCUGAGGACAACAAUCAAGAUGAGGAAGUCUUUUCAGAAAUCAUUUUAUACAGUUCGUCAUUGGUCACGUAUUUGAAUGAUUUGACACAAACAGCUAAAAGCAUUUCUCAGGGCUCUUCUGGAAAGGAUGAAGAAAAUAUCUUGAGUCAGAUGAGGAGAGUGCUCGAUGACGCAGAGGAGUACUAUCAUGGCUUGAAAUCAGAAAAGCUUGAGCAAUUGGACGAUAAGGAGGACCGAAUCGAUCUGAUAAUAGAUAGCAAUCUCGAGUUACAGACGUCCUUGAAAGAAUUGGCAGGCUUGGUUGACUCUUUAAAGCUAUCAAGUGGUAUCCAGUUCAAAGGUGAUCUUGAGAGUCUCGUGAAUAAGGAGAUGCAACAAACUGUUGACGCCGUCAAUUCGGCCUCCAAGUAUUUGACUGAGUUGUUGAAGAACCCAAACAUUUAUGGAGGUAAUAUUGAAAUCCACGAGACGUUGAUUUCCUGCGCUAAAGCAAUAAUCGAUGCGGUGGCACGUUUGAUACAAGCUUCAGUAGAGUCACAACGUGAAAUUGUAAACAAAGGGAAGGGUACACAAUCGAAUACUGAGUUUUACAGAAAGAAUAGCAGGUGGACUGAAGGGCUUAUCAGUGCAGCAAAGGCGGUGGCAGGAGCCACUAACAUUUUGAUUCAAAUUUCUGAUGGUGUUUUACAAAAGAAAAACUCUCACGAAGAAUUGAUUGUUGCUUCAAAUGAGGUUGCUGCCUCAACGGCUCAAUUGGUUGCUGCGUCUAGGGUCAAGGCCAAUUUCAUGUCCAAAUCUCAAGACGCUUUGGAGACGGCUUCAGGUGAUGUUACUCGUGCAUGUAAGGCUCUAGUUAAGAAAGUUCAAGGAUUGUUGAGUGAUGACCAGCUGCAGAAUGAUAAUAUUGACUUGAGCAAGUUGACUCCUUAUGAAGGAAAGACUCUUGAGAUGGAGCAGCAAGUGGAGAUUUUGAAGCUUGAGAAUAAACUUCAAUCUGCGAGAAGAAGACUUGGAGAGAUUAGGAAACACGGCUACAAAGAUGAUGGUAGUGAUGAUGAUGACGAGUAG